Messenger RNA from Diceros bicornis minor, 2942 nucleotides. It is a transcript of the gene NMD3, whose product is annotated as NMD3 ribosome export adaptor. The record is from RefSeq and is a predicted model, not a curated record. Gene Ontology annotation, biological process: ribosomal large subunit export from nucleus. The transcript has 16 exons. Gene Ontology annotation, cellular component: cytoplasm; nucleus. Lineage: Eukaryota; Metazoa; Chordata; Mammalia; Perissodactyla; Rhinocerotidae. Bases 64 to 1575 code for a protein of 503 amino acids. Gene Ontology annotation, molecular function: ribosomal large subunit binding.
CCUUCUGUUGGGAUUUUGCCGCAUGUCUGGGUCUUGCCCAGAGGCGCUAAGGUAUCCAGGGAAAUGGAGUAUAUGCCGGAAGCCGCCGACCGCAGCCCCGGACACAUCUUGUGCUGCGAGUGUGGUGUCCCAAUUAGUCCAAAUCCUGCCAAUAUUUGUGUGGCCUGUUUGCGAAGUAAAGUAGACAUCAGCCAAGGCAUUCCAAAACAAGUGUCGAUAUCUUUCUGCAAACAAUGCCAAAGAUAUUUCCAGCCGCCAGGAGCUUGGAUACAGUGUGCGUUAGAAUCCAGGGAGCUUCUUGCUUUGUGUUUGAAAAAAAUCAAAGCCCCUCUGAGCAAGGUACGGCUUGUAGAUGCAGGCUUUGUUUGGACUGAGCCCCAUUCUAAGAGACUUAAAGUUAAACUAACUAUUCAGAAAGAGGUGAUGAAUGGUGCUAUCCUUCAGCAAGUGUUUGUGGUAGAUUAUAUUGUUCAGCCCCAAAUGUGUGGAGAUUGCCAUCGAGUAGAAGCUAAGGAUUUCUGGAAGGCUGUGGUUCAAGUCCGGCAAAAGACUUUGCACAAAAAAACUUUCUACUAUCUGGAACAGUUGAUUUUGAAAUAUGGAAUGCAUCAGAAUACGCUUCGUAUCAAAGAGAUUCAUGAUGGUCUGGAUUUUUAUUAUUCUUCAAAGCAGCAUGCCCAGAAGAUGGUAGAAUUUCUUCAGUGUACAGUUCCCUGUAGAUACAAAUCCUCACAGAGACUGAUCUCUCAGGAUAUCCAUAGUAACACAUACAAUUAUAAGAGCACUUUUUCUGUGGAAAUUGUUCCAAUAUGCAAGGAUAAUGUUGUUUGUCUGUCUCCAAAACUGGCACAAAGUCUUGGAAAUAUGAACCAGAUUUGUGUGUGUAUUCGAGUAACCAGUGCCAUCCAUCUCAUAGAUCCAAAUACCUUACAAGUUGCAGAUAUUGAUGGCAACACCUUCUGGAGUCACCCUUUCAAUAGUUUAUGCCAUCCCAAACAGCUAGAGGAGUUUAUUGUGAUGGAAUGCAGCAUAGUUCGAGAUCUAAAACGCAGUGCAGGUGCUGGAAUGGUAUCAAAAAAGCAUACCCUCGGGGAAGUCUGGGUGCAGAAAACAUCUGAAAUGAAUACUGAUAAACAGUAUUUUUGUCGCACUCAUUUGGGACAUCUUCUAAAUCCUGGAGACCUGGUGUUGGGGUUUGAUUUGGCCAACUGGAACUUAAAUGAUGAGCAUGUCAACAAAAUGAACUCGGAGAGAGUCCCAGAUGUGGUAUUAAUCAAGAAGAGCUAUGACCGUACCAAACGUCAGCGACGUAGAAACUGGAAACUGAAAGAACUUGCAAGAGAUAGAGAAAACAUGGAUACAGAUGAUGAAAGGCAAUACCAGGAUUUCCUUGAAGAUCUUGAAGAAGAUGAAGCAAUUAGAAAAAACGUAAACAUUUACAGAGAUUCAACCAUUCCUGUGGAAAGUGACACAGAUGAUGAAGGAGCACCUCGAAUUAGUCUGGCUGAGAUGCUUGAAGACCUUCACAUUUCCCAAGAUGCUACAGGUGAAGAAGGUGAAUCGAUGAUGACAUAAUAAGAUCCUGUUGUAGAUGGUUUCUGCGUUUGUAGGCUUAGCAUAUUGGACAAAAUAACUUCUACAGUCUGUUCCAUGUAUGCCUCUAUAUUAAAAGAGGAGAUUUAGCGUUAAACCUGAGUAAAUAGGACUAUUUUGAUUGCUCACACAAAAUGCUGAAAAAGAUUUAGAUAACAAUAGAUUAUGGAGAAUGUAAUUAUUGAUAUUUCGGCCAUUUUAUGUUUGAAAUUUUAUCGGUUCGCUUUUUUUAUGAGACACUAAUAUUUUCACAUACUGAAAAUCUCAAGUGUUAUGAUUCCUUGGAGGUUACCUAAAUUUUCAAGCAUAAAACAAGCUUUUGCAACUCUUUUUAUAUUGAUUGCUUUAGAAAAAGAGCAUAUGAAGAAUCAUUUUUAAUUUGAAUUUGCUAUGCACUUUGCUCCACUUUAGAUCAUUUUUAUGCCCCUGGGCUAGGGAAGUUGGGGUUCAGUUUAUCACUAGACAUUUCAAGAGGACAGUUAAUCUUUUUUAUUUAUAGUGUUAACAUCUUCAAAAGAUGUUAUACUAUAACAUAUACAAUAUAACAUAAUUAUAAUAAUAUUAUAAUUAUAAUCUUUGAAUAUAUUCAAAAGAUUCAUAAUAUUAGCAUCCUCAAAAAAUAUAAACUGUUAAUUUUUAUUACAGAAGAAAAUAUAUUUAAAAUAUUUGUGGAUUUGUAGCAAACAUAGACUAAUUAUUUAAAGGUUAAAUAACAAUUUGUACCUUUGUUAUUUUUGUCUGUGCCAGCAGCUUAGGGCAGUAGCUGCUUAUGUCAUAAAAAUGUCUUCCUAUCCUUAAGGGAUUUUGCUUUUAAAAUUUUGAUUUACAAAUUGGGAAGGAAGGCAUUUUCUCUAUAUAAGUUUUUAUCAUUGAACACAUCACUAUCAAAAAGAAAUUAUAAUCCAGCAUAUAGAUGAUGAAUUAAUAAAAAUGAUCUUCAUUCUUUAUAAAACCAUGAAUCAAAUUUGAAUGAGGAAUGCUUUUCACAUUCUUGAAAGAAAAGCCUUGGCUUGAGUUGUAAAGUUUUCUGAGAAUGGAGUAUUAAGAUCCUAUUUCUAUAAGCAAGAUCAGACUUACUGAGUAUUCCAGAACUAAGAGUUAAUUCAUAAAUUGUCUGUAUACCACUAAAUAAGGAAAUUGAGUAAGUGCUGAAUGGAACAUUUUCCUUUUUUUGAAAUUGAACUCCUCAAUUCUGAAGUUAGGAAUAAAGACCUGAACUUUCUAUAAUGACUACUUUCUGUCUGCAUAUUUAGUUAAAAUGAUCGCUUGUGGUAUGUGUUUACUUCUAUGUCAAGAUGUUAAAAAGCAUGAAAAAUAAAAAUAUUCUCCCCCUUUUUUGUGUCCUGGAA